Messenger RNA from Penicillium malachiteum, 720 nucleotides. RefSeq names its product MARVEL domain-containing protein. The transcript has 2 exons. The record is from RefSeq and is a predicted model, not a curated record. Lineage: Eukaryota; Fungi; Ascomycota; Eurotiomycetes; Eurotiales; Aspergillaceae. Bases 1 to 720 code for a protein of 239 amino acids. Gene Ontology annotation, cellular component: membrane.
AUGCAGAUCCUCCAUAUUGCCCUCUAUGCCCUCCUGGCCACAUCCUUCGUCUUCGCGAUUAUCGAAUUAGGUGUAUCCGGUCAUUCGGCUUCUGUUUGGCAAGACGCCGCAAACGCCUAUAAUGACUUUUAUGGCAAUGUCGAUACCAGCGUCCCUGGAAUCUUGUCAUUCGCUAUCUUUGCCUCAGUAUGGACCAUGCUGGUAUCAGUCGCCGCGCUUGUCCUGUCAUGGUUCUACACCCGCAAAGGUACCAAUGAGAAGUUGAAUUCAAUUCUGGGAUUUUCCUUCGCUAUUGUCUAUUUCAUUACAAUGGUCUUCUGGCUCGCCGUCUUCGCCGACAUUGCAUCUCAGCUUGAUGGCUAUACCAGCACUAAUGACGAUUUAAACGCCAUCAUCGCCUUCGCAGUAUUGCUCUGGAUCCUCUUCAUCGCACUUUUCGUGCUUUCAGUUCUCGCACUUUGUGGUGUGUUGGUGUCGGAUUGGGCAGGCUAUCAGUCGGUGCGUAAGACACAGGCCGUGAAUGCGCCAUCGACUAAUACUCCUGCCCCUGAGGUUCCGAUGAGUACAAACCCCGUUGCACCUCAAACCAACCGGGAUGCUGAAGCUCUACAUGAGCAGCCGAACAUUCAACAGCUUAGUCCCUCGGAGGUCUCGGCUACUAUGGCCAGUGCCGAACUAAGUGCUGACAACGUCCACGAUCACCAAACUAACCACGCUUGA